Messenger RNA from Dipodomys ordii (Ord's kangaroo rat), 2200 nucleotides. RefSeq names its product DEAD (Asp-Glu-Ala-Asp) box polypeptide 55 (gene Ddx55). Gene Ontology annotation, cellular component: nucleolus. The coding region runs from base 18 to 1532 and encodes 504 amino acids. NCBI's taxonomy places the organism in Eukaryota, Metazoa, Chordata, Mammalia, Rodentia, Heteromyidae. Gene Ontology annotation, molecular function: RNA helicase activity. The transcript is spliced from 11 exons. The record is from RefSeq and is a predicted model, not a curated record.
CGGGCGGCGUGGCCGCCAUGGAGAACGUGACGGAGGGCGCCUGGGAGUCGCUGCCGGUGCCGCUGCACCCUCGGGUGCUGGGCGCGCUGCGGGAGCUGGGCUUCCCGCACAUGACGCCGGUGCAGGUGGGAGCCAUCAUCAUCACCCCCACCCGCGAGCUGGCCAUUCAGAUUGAUGAGGUCUUGUCACACUUCACCAAACACUUCCCGCAGCUCAGCCAGAUUCUCUGGAUCGGAGGCAGGAACCCUGGAGAAGAUGUGGAGAGGUUUAAGCAGCAUGGCAUAAACACCAUCCUGGAGUUCUUGCCAAAGCAGAGGAGAACAGGCCUUUUCUCCGCCACACAGACGCAGGAGGUGGAGAACUUGGUGCGUGCUGGCCUGCGGAACCCUGUCCGCAUCUCGGUGAAGGAGAAGGGUGUGGCGGCCAGUAGUACCCGGAAGACACCCUCCCGCCUGGAGAACUUCUACAUGGUAUGUAAGGCAGAUGAAAAAUUCAAUCAGCUGGUGCAUUUUCUUCGAAACCAUAAGCAGGAGAAACAUCUGGUCUUCUUCAGCACCUGCGCCUGCGUGGAGUACUAUGGGAAGGCUCUGGAGGUGCUGGUGAGCGGUGUGCGGGUCCUGUGUAUUCAUGGCAAGAUGAAGCACAAGCGUAACAAGAUCUUCCUGGACUUCCGCAAGCUGCACAGUGGGAUUUUGGUCUGCACAGAUGUGAUGGCGCGGGGCAUCGACAUUCCCGAAGUCCACUGGGUCCUGCAGUACGACCCUCCCAGCAGCGCCAGUGCCUUUGUGCACCGCUGCGGCCGCACAGCGCGCAUCGGCCACGGCGGCAGUGCCCUGGUGUUCCUGCUGCCCAUGGAAGAGUCGUACACCAACUUCCUUGCCAUCAACCAGAAGUGCCCCCUGCAGGAGAUGAGUGUGCAGAAGAACGUGGCCAACGUGCUUCCAGACCUCAAGGCCAUGGCCCUGGCUGACAGAGCUGUGUUUGAAAAGGGCAUGAGAGCCUUCGUGUCCCACGUCCAGGCCUACGCCAAACACGAGUGCAACCUCAUCUUCAGGCUAAAGGAUCUUGACUUUGCCAGCCUUGCCCGAGGUUUUGCCUUGCUCAAGAUGCCCAAGAUGCCAGAACUGAGGGGAAAGCAGUUUCCAGAGUUUGUGCCUGUGGACAUUAAUACAGACACAAUUCCAUUUAAAGAUAAAAUUAGAGAAAAACAAAGACAGAAACUAUUGGAGCAACAAAAAAAGGAGAAAGCAGAAAAUGAGGGGAAACGAAAAUUCAUAAAAAACAAAGCAUGGUCCAAACAGAAAGCCAAAAAGGAAAGGAAGAAAAAGAUGAGUGCAAAAAGGAAGAAGGAAGAGGGCUCUGACAUUGAAGAUGAGGACAUGGAGGAACUUCUUAAUGACACAAGGCUCUUGAAAAAGUUAAAAAAAGGCAAAAUCACUGAAGAAGAAUUUGAGAAGGAGUUGCUGAUAAGCAGCAAAAGAACAAUGAAGACCGCAGAUUUAGGUGUCUCUGACUUGGAAGAUGAAUGCUGACUGCAGAGCCCCAGCUGGCUGCCUGCUGGGUACCUCUUCUUUGUCCCACCACAUGUAGAUCAGGUCAGGGACCCCCAAGGGGAAACAGGCCCUGCUCUGUUGUGACACUGCUAAGACUGUCCUGAAGUGCUUGGUGCACACAUAGCCGCUGGUGUCUUAUUCUGAUCGGCCCACUAGUCUUCUGAGAGUAUUUUAUUUAUUUUAAAUGUAAAGGUAUUGACAUGUACCUGGCUUUGGCAUUUUAAAGUUCUAAGGAGUUCUAGGAACCUGCCCUUCUUCGCAUCUUCAUCUGUGUUCCCAUCUCCUGGGCUACCUUUGUAUUUGCUACCCCAAAUGGAGUACAGUUGGCUGAUGUACUGGCAUGAGACCAGGCUGGCCCCAAGUACUGCCCUCCUGCCUCUGCCUCUGUGUUGAAGUUAGGAUUACAGGAGUACACUGCCAUGUCCAGCCCUCAUAUUAUUAGCAACAGCUGAGAACCAGAAGGUACACUGUGGAGUCUGAAGGUACAGGAGGAGUCUGAGCCUUUUCGUCCAGCUUACCUGUGCAGCUGUGUGCUCCCUUCAGAGCCAGUGUCUGGCCUGAGGUCCACUUUCAGCACCGAUGCGAUAUGGCUUCAAAACUCAUAAUUUAUUUGAAAAGAUGUUGAAUUUGUCACCAAGUAAAAUUUU